This is a messenger RNA of Thlaspi arvense, 2018 nucleotides long. The record is from the annotation of a GenBank genome assembly. Lineage: Eukaryota; Viridiplantae; Streptophyta; Magnoliopsida; Brassicales; Brassicaceae.
UGUUUAUUCGAGAGUGAUGAAACUGGAUACAAAACGCUGCCCGACCAUGUGUAUAUAUACGAUCACUUACUUAAGACAUAUAUCAAACCCACAAAACAAAACUUAAAACAAGAUUAUUUUUCCACCUGAAACAACAGAAAAACUAAACACGAAAAAAUGGAACCUUCAGAUCAAGAAUCUCCAAAGGUCGUGGAAACAUCAUCAAACAUAUCCAAUGAUUCAUCAGCAUCCGAGAAAGGAGAAGCAACAAGGCAACAACAACAACAUCAAUCCAACAAUAGGUACGCACUUACAGUUGACGAGGUGAUCGAGCAACACAUAGGAGCACUUGGUUUAGCUCAGAUCUUGCAUGCUCUCUUGGUCUCUAUCGCUUGGACCUUUGAUGCUCAGACCACGCUUGUAUCAAUUUUCUCCGACGCUCUGCCCGCUGCGAGGCUUAUCGCAACCGGCGCCAUCGUGGAGGGCUCAUCGCUGUGUGGUUUGUCCACUCAUGAAUGGGAAUGGGUCGGAGGAAAGACCGACACUAUUGUUUCUGAGUGGAAUCUCAUAUGUCAACACAAGUUUCUUGUGGCUCUUCCUUCCACUCUCUUCUUCAUUGGAUCUCUUUUCGGUUCCGGAGUUUAUGGAUAUCUUGCUGAUUCAUGGUUUGGUCGGAAAAAGACUCUGUUUCUCUCUUGCGUAUUAACGUUUGUCACGGCUUUGGCGAUCUCCUUUUCUCCAAACGUCUGGGUUUACGCCUUCUUGCGUUUCGCAAACGGUUUUUUCAGAUCAGGAAUCGGGUCUUGCUGUAUCGUACUCGCGACGGAAGUCGUCGGUAAAAAAUGGAGAGGCCAAGUAGGGCAAUACGGUUUCUUCUUCUUCACGUUAGGUUUUCUAUCUCUGCCACUAAUGGCUUACUUGGAGAGGAAGUCAUGGAGAAACCUUUACCGGAUCAUAUCGGUUCUUCCUCUCAGUUACGCACUUUUUCUCUUGCCCUUUGCCUAUGAGUCCCCUCGAUGGCUUCUUGUCAAAGGACGUAAUAAAGAAGCCAUGGUGGUCUUGAAGAAGCUCGCCAGGCUCAAUGGGAAACAACUUCCAGCGGAUCUCAGCCUUGUCGAUCCAAUUCCGACGAGAGAUAGUCAAACUUCGUCGUCGGAGAAUUUUUGGAAAACGAAAUGGGCAGUGAAAAGGAUCGUGAUGGUUAUGAUGGCUGGAUUUGGCAGUGGUUUUGUUUAUUACGGAAUACAACUAAACGCCGAGAACCUCAACUUCAAUCUCUAUUUAACAGUCGCGGUUAACGCUCUGAUGGAGUUUCCAGCGGUUUUCAUCGGAAGUUUCCUCCUCGGUGUCAUGAACCGCCGUCCACUGUUCUCCAACUCAUCAUACCUCGCCGGAAUCUCGUGCUUACUCUGCGCUGUACUCUCGCUCCAACGGGUGACCCGUGCGGUAUCCGUUGCGAAAUGGCUGCAGCUUGCGGUUGAGGCGGUUGGGUUCAUGGCUUCCUCAACGGCGUACGAUGUCCUAUAUGUCUAUUGCGUCGAGCUAUUCCCGACAAACGUGAGGAACUUUGCGGUCUCGCUGCUGCGUCAAGCGUUUAUGCUAGGAGCGUCUGCAGCGCCGUUGCUAGUUGCGUUGGGGAGAGAUAGCGCAAUGAUGUCGUUUCUUGUGUUUGGAGUUGCGUCUGUUUUGAGCGGCGUGGUGAGUCUCUGGCUAAGAGAAACUCGAAACGCUCCACUUUAUGAAACGCUAACGCAGCAGGGGAAAGAGGAAGAGAUGGGAAACUAACCGAACGGAACACUCCUGAUUAUUUAGUUGCGUUCACGGUGCUGUGAUGCGAAGGAAAAUUUGUCCAAUAAAUGGAAAAAUGUAAAAUUUCUCAAUUUCCACUGUUGGUGUUUAUUCUGAAGAAAUGCUAAAAAAUAAUUAGUCAAAUCCAAUAAUCUCGAAGGCUGUGUUGCAAGGAAUUGUUUCAAGAGACGGAAGAUGGAAACUCAUUUAAACAGAGAUUGUAAGCAAAAAGCGAUCCAACCUUAAUAAAA